AGUGAUCUCCCGCCAUGUUUUUUUCUGCCAAUAACAAGAAAAAAAGGGGCUCCGGAGUGUGCCUGUAGUUUCAUUUUAUUGUCGGGUUUCUGUCAAACUGGAGACGUUUGCGAUAAGGAAAAAAGUUAUCUCUGAGACAUACGUAACGCCAGGGUCGGACAUUAAAGCUUUUUAGGAUUAGCGGACUAGCUAUUUGAAUUAGUAAAUUCUUUAAUGUUUCCAACAGGUUUAUCUUCCCCUAAUCCCCCGACGGCAGCCCAGGACGUUAGACCCGCCGCUUCUGAUGGUAGUAACGGCAGCAGCAGCAGCAACUCGGCGCCCAAGAAGAGGAGAAUAAACAGCUCGGACAAGGAAGACUUCGACUCGCACCCGUUAUCCCCUCCCAGAAUCAUCACUACUAGUUCCUCGUCCUCCACCACCUCCGCCGGCUCAUCCGCUCCACUCUACUACAGCCAGAAGAAGCUGCGGUUCGAGGACUCGCUGGAUUUCAUCGGCCUGGAUGUGAAGAUGGCCGAGGAGUCGUCCUCUUCCUCGUCGUCCUCCUCCUCGAACAGGGCCAAACUCUUCCUGCCCUCCGGAUACCACGCGAACGGAUUGACCAAAGCGGUCGGCUCGGCUGCCUUCAACAGCGGCAAACCGGGAGCCGCCAAGAAACUAGUUAUCAGGAAUUUUAAAGAAAAGCCUAAGUUGCCAGAGAACUACUCUGAUGAAACUUGGCAAAAGCUGAAGGAGGCAGUUGAGGCUAUUCAGAACAGCACUUCAAUCAAGUAUAAUCUUGAGGAGCUGUAUCAGGCUGUUGAGAAUCUCUGCUCUCAUAAGAUAUCUGCAAAACUUUAUAAACAACUAAGGGUGGUGUGUGAAGACCACAUUAAGGCCCAGAUUCAUCAAUUCAGAGAGGAAGCACUGGACAGCGUGCUUUUCUUGAAGAAAAUAGACAAGUGCUGGCAGGAUCAUUGCAGACAAAUGAUCAUGAUUAGAAGCAUCUUCUUAUUUUUGGAUCGAACAUAUGUUUUACAAAACUCAAUGCUGCCCUCCAUCUGGGACAUGGGUUUGGAGUUGUUCCGGUUCUACAUCAUUAGCGAUCAGAAAGUCCAGAACAAGACCAUUGAUGGCAUCUUGCUGCUAAUUGAGAGGGAGCGCAGUGGUGAGGCCAUUGACCGCAGUCUUCUACGCAGCCUCCUGACCAUGCUGUCUGAUCUGCAGAUCUAUCAGGACUCAUUUGAGCAGAGAUUUUUGGAGGAGACCAACCGACUGUAUGCUGCAGAGGGCCAGAGACUGAUGCAGGAGAGAGAGGUUCCAGAAUAUCUCCAUCAUGUAAACAAACGUUUGGAGGAAGAGGCAGACAGAGUCAUUACAUAUUUAGACCAGAGUACACAAAAACCCCUCAUUGCAACUGUCGAAAAACAACUGCUGGGUGAACACUUGACAGCGACUCUACAGAAAGGCCUUAACCACCUCCUGGAUGAGAACCGAAUCCAGGAUCUGUCCCUCCUAUAUCAGCUCUUUAGUCGAGUACGGGGGGGCGUGCAGGCUCUGCUGCAGCACUGGAUAGAGUACAUCAAGGCCUUUGGCAGCACAAUUGUCAUUAACCCUGAGAAGGAUAAAACUAUGGUGCAAGAGCUGCUGGACUUCAAAGACAAGGUUGACCACAUCAUCGACGUGUGCUUCCUGAAGAAUGAGAAGUUUGUCAAUGCCAUGAAGGAGGCUUUUGAAACCUUCAUCAACAAAAGGCCAAACAAGCCUGCUGAACUCAUUGCCAAAUAUGUUGAUUCAAAGUUGAGGGCAGGGAACAAAGAGGCUACAGAUGAAGAGCUUGAAAAGAUGCUGGAUAAAAUCAUGAUCAUUUUUCGAUUCAUAUACGGAAAAGAUGUUUUUGAGGCCUUUUACAAGAAGGACCUUGCUAAGAGGCUGUUGGUUGGAAAAAGUGCUUCUGUAGAUGCCGAGAAGUCCAUGUUAUCUAAACUGAAGCAUGAGUGUGGUGCAGCCUUCACCAGUAAGCUAGAAGGAAUGUUCAAGGACAUGGAGCUCUCCAAGGACAUCAUGGUGCAGUUCAAACAGUAUAUGCAGUGUCAGAACAUCCCUGGCAACAUUGAGCUGACUGUGAACAUUCUCACCAUGGGGUACUGGCCAACCUAUGUGCCUAUGGAAGUGCAUUUACCCCCAGAGAUGGUAAAACUGCAAGAGAUAUUUAAAACGUUUUAUCUUGGCAAACACAGUGGACGAAAGCUUCAGUGGCAGUCAACGCUUGGACAUUGUGUCUUGAAAGCUGAAUUUAAGGAGGGGAAAAAAGAGCUUCAAGUGUCACUGUUUCAGACACUAGUGCUUCUCAUGUUUAAUGAAGGAGAGGAAUUUAGCUUGGAGGAGAUCAAGCAGGCAACAGGGAUAGAGGACAGCGAGCUGCGACGGACACUGCAGUCCUUGGCUUGUGGGAAGGCGCGGGUCCUCUCUAAAAUCCCAAAGAGUAAGGAUGUAGAAGAUGGCGACAAGUUCACCUGCAAUGAUGAUUUCAAGCACAAACUCUUCAGGAUAAAGAUCAACCAAAUCCAGAUGAAGGAAACGGUUGAGGAGCAAGCCAGCACCACAGAAAGAGUCUUCCAAGAUCGGCAAUACCAGAUAGACGCAGCCAUUGUUAGGAUCAUGAAAAUGAGGAAGACCCUGAGCCACAAUUUACUCAUGUCGGAAGUGUACAACCAGUUGAAGUUUCCCGUCAAGCCUGCAGACUUGAAGAAAAGAAUAGAAUCACUCAUCGACAGGGACUAUAUGGAGCGUGACAAGGAGAAUCCAAAUCAGUACAACUAUGUGGCAUAGAGGGCAAAAGAAAGGAAGUCCAUUGUGACAGACACUCCCAGCACUUGGUCUCCUUCCCCAAGCUUGAGCGGAUGUUAUGACCUUGUUCAGCCCAAUCGCCGACCAGUAAAUGGACACGCUCCCACACCGAGUAAAACCGGGUCAGUGGAAUAUAUUCCGGUGGACUGCAUGCCCAUUAGACAGUAUUGUCCAUGAAGAGAAUACCUGUCGGUGACCAGUAACGGCUGUCACGAAUGACAACAGUAGUCAGUCAAACCACGGUCUUUUAAAGAAAAGAAAAGAAAUAUUUAUUUUGGAACUUGGAUACUCGUCUGCUGGUUGAUGGCAUUCUGCUUUUUUUUUUUUUUUUUUUUUUUUUAGAGAGACCUUUUUCAUUUUAAGUCAUUUUCUCGCUAAAUAGAUGUGGAGAAACACUUGCCACAAAGAGGGAAAAUGUUUGGAAAAAAUUGAAGCAGGUCUGUUCAUUAAUACCUAACCCCAAAGUUUACUACUUUCUAUUGGUUUUCUUGGGGAUAAAAUAAUUUUAUGCUGGAAAACCUCUUCAC
Messenger RNA from Scleropages formosus (Asian bonytongue), 3353 nucleotides. RefSeq names its product cullin-4B-like. The transcript is spliced from 20 exons. Gene Ontology annotation, cellular component: cullin-RING ubiquitin ligase complex. The coding region runs from base 214 to 2808 and encodes 864 amino acids. NCBI's taxonomy places the organism in Eukaryota, Metazoa, Chordata, Actinopteri, Osteoglossiformes, Osteoglossidae. Gene Ontology annotation, molecular function: ubiquitin protein ligase binding. Gene Ontology annotation, biological process: ubiquitin-dependent protein catabolic process. The record is from RefSeq and is a predicted model, not a curated record.